Acanthaster planci (crown-of-thorns starfish) is the source of this 3368-nucleotide messenger RNA. RefSeq lists its product as uncharacterized. Gene Ontology annotation, molecular function: acid-amino acid ligase activity. Gene Ontology annotation, cellular component: cytoplasm. NCBI's taxonomy places the organism in Eukaryota, Metazoa, Echinodermata, Asteroidea, Valvatida, Acanthasteridae. The record is from RefSeq and is a predicted model, not a curated record.
AUGACGGACGAGUUCCCGCUCGGAGCAAGAACCGUGGGCGUUUUAUCCCUGAUUUCUUCCUUGAUUGCCUUCCACAUCUCGUCCCUUCGAUGUUCUGCGAGCCACACGCUCACCAGUCUACUCCUGUCCUACAAACGACACCAAGGGGAACGACUAGCCACGCCCUUCAUCUGGGUAAAGGCCAACCACACGUGGAAACAUCCACGAGAAACCCAAGAAGAUCUGAUUCGGGAGCUGACCAGGCGACAUGCCAAGACGGAGUACGGGCGCAAGAACCGUCUUGGAGAGAUCCAGUCCUUGGACGAUCUCCGUAAGAAGCAUCCCCUGACCACCUACGAUCACUUCAAGGAUUACAUCCAGCGACUAGCUGACGGGGAGGAAGGGCUCUUCCUUGACGAGAAGCCCGUACGAUUUGCUGUCACCUCUGGAACCACCGGUAUCGGGAAGAAAAUACCGUUGGUUAACUUCUGGAUUGAGGGGGAUGCCCAGACCAGAAUAAUCUCACGUUUAGCCAUGUAUCGAGGCACUCACACGCCCAGCCCAGUCCAGAAGCGCGGUCUUCUCUACACCCAUAAAAAAGCCUUAUUUACCAAAAGUGAUCAGCCUGUUACUCCUUACACCUACAUCCAUCAUCGGGACUUCAAGCGUUUAUCUGAUCUCAGCUCCCCUCCGCUAGCUUUCACCAUCACCCAUGAGCCUUCUGCUAUGUAUGUUCAUAUGCUGUUCGCGAUUGAUGACCCUAAUUUGGCUCUGCUUUCUUCCAUGUUCACACCUCAACUCUUUCGAGCUCUGAAGUCUCUGGAGACCAACUGGCCAGCAAUGUUGGAGGACUUAUCUACCGGUCAAAUCAAUUCAAAGAUCCCACUGAUCCCCGAUGUACGCCGGUCCCUCGAAGACUACCUCAGACCUGACCCGGCCCGCGUCUCCCAGCUAAGAAGGGAAUUCGAAAAAGGUUUUCAUGGCAUCGUGAAGAGAAUCUGGCCUCAUCUUGUGGCCACGGAGGGAAUUGAUAUCUUGGGUUUUCGGGAGAAGUUAGAAGAAACAUACAGCUUUGGUGUUCCUUGCGUCAGCUGGGGCUACGGUGGCACUGAGGGAGGAGUCAUGGCGGCCAACCUGUGGAUUCAUGAGAAAGAACCACAAUAUGUUUUCUUUCCCAUCUCGGCAGUUUUUGAGUUUAUUCCAGAGGAGAACAAUUUGGAUGAAGAUCCCAAGACUCUUCUCAUUGAUGAGGUGGAGGUUGGUGCCAGAUAUGAACUGGUGAUGACCACGCGCUCUGGACUCUACCGCUAUAGGAAUGGAGACAUUAUUCAGAUUGUGGGAUUUCACGAGAACUGUCCAGUGAUGCGCAUGCUCUACAGGACAGGGGAGCAUGUGAAUUUGUUUUCUGAGAAAAUGAACACACAAGUCAUUCGCAACGCUAUGAAGGUCACUUUUGAAAGCUGGCCUGGAAUUCAUUUGGUGGAGUGGACAGUCGCCGAAAGCCCACUUUACGAUCCAAACAAUUCAGAGCUGUACUACAUCUUGUUUGUUGAGGUCGAUCCGGGCGAGGGGGAACUGAAUGUCACCCAAGAACAAAAGGCCAAGUUUGACGAAUGUCUUCAGCAAGAACAUGCCUACUACAAAUUUUUGCGUGGGUCCAACACUGUUUCUCCAGCCCAGGUUAAACUUGUCAGGCCAGGCACCUUCUCAGAGUUACGGGACUUUACUGUGUCUCACACCACGGCUUCUGUCAACCAGUACAAGACACCACGAAAGCUGAGAACACGAAAGCUCAUAGAGUGGAUGAUGGAGCGGCGGGUGAUCGAGUCUGGCGCAAAGUAAUAUGCCGAGCAGUCUUGGUAACCGUCAAAUGAAAAAAUGUUGAUUGGAUGCUGCUGACUACGCACUUGUAGUCUGGAAUGAUAGUAAGGCAGGUGUGCUUCUCUUAAAAACUUCCCUAAACGGGCCUCAGGCACCAUUACACCUUGAGAAACAAGGAACCCUGUCAUCUUUUUAGCCCUUAUGAGGAGCCCACCUGAAUGAGUACAGAGAAUCUGAAAGAAUUUAAAAAUAUUUAAAGGAUGGGCUAGGAAUAGAAGAAAUCUCUUUCGAUCGUCCCCACUAGUUUUCUCCGUGAUGAAAAGAACCCAACCCUAUUGACUUGGUCUGGAUGACAUCUGGUGUUUUUAUGACUUUCCGUAUUUCACACACGGACCUCAAAGGGGCAAAAAUUUAUAUUGUGGUCUAUGGGGAAAAAUUAAAACGAUUGACUUAACUGUUACUAUAAUACUAUUAACCUUUUCUUCAAAUAUACCUUAUAGGCCUACAUGUAUUUUAUUGGUUAAUGCAUUUAAACCCUCAAUAGGCCGAAGGAAGAGCCUUCCCCCUGCACACAAUUUUUUCUAUAGCAUCGCAGCGCAUAAUUUCACACCAUGAUUUUUUCUGAGUUUGGUUUGUAUAGAAACUCUUUGCAGUCACUUUGGCACCUAUUUAGUUAAAAUUGGACAAACCAUUCUUGGGCAGAAUCAACUUUCCCAUGAUAGAACAGCCAAAAAAAACGUACCAAACACCAAACGUAGCGGUUGCCUAAGUCUAUUCCACUUUUUCUAAUUUGGGAUAUGAUGUACGGUCGUAGUAGUAGGCCUACUGCAAAAGGCCUUACAAUGCAUGUAGGCCAAACUUACUACUGGUAAGGCAUGAUACACGUAGGCGGCCUAGUCCCAGACUAGGGUCAGUCUACUGGACUCCCUCCAAGGAAAAGGAGGGAGUCCAGUAUACUAGCCCUAGAAUGGGGUUAGCCUACAUACCUGUUUAAAAGCACAAUCAACAGCUUCUAAAUUGGGUUUCACAAAAAAAUGGAAAUAAUGGAAUUCUAAAAACAUUGAGAGUUUUGAAUAGCCCCAUAAAUACGUAUAAAAGCAGGCGGAUGAUUUCAGGAACUUCCCAGGUAGCAAGCUUACGUUGGCCCAACGUAGGAUUAAAUCGUUGGCCCGACAUCGGCGUGCCACAUUGGCCCGAUUUGGAUUUGCUCAUUGGCACACGGUCGGGCCAACAUGUUGGGUUGACGUUGAGNCCGAUGACUUAUACAGAAUGACCGACCUUUGCCCAUCGUUGGGCCAAUGACAACAUUUAAUGGUUGGGCCAAUGAGGAAUCGGGGAUUAUUGGGUCGCAGUUGUGCCAACAGCAGACCGAUCAUUACUACCGACGGCCAACAUCUAGCCAAGGUUGGGCCAAUACUAAACAUGCACGGUUGGGCCAAUUGUGUUGAGCCGAUUGUUUGGUCUCAGUUGGGCCAAUCACAGGCCAACAUAUAUAGCCAUCAUCGGUUGAUGGAUGGGCCAGGUAGGACGGUUAAUUGUAGGGUUGUUCGGCGCGCGUCUUCUUGGAA